Molecule: messenger RNA, 2345 nt
Organism: Eleginops maclovinus (Patagonian blennie)
Lineage: Eukaryota; Metazoa; Chordata; Actinopteri; Perciformes; Eleginopidae
Gene: tslig2
Product: chromosome 7 C2orf49 homolog
Exons: 4
Coding region: 13-639 (208 amino acids)
Biological process (GO): embryonic morphogenesis
Cellular component (GO): tRNA-splicing ligase complex
Source: RefSeq, a predicted model, not a curated record
AGAGUGAACGACAUGCCGUGUUGUUAUGACGCGGUGCAUGCCGGGAAAAAUGAAGCAUCCAGCAUGGCGACUUCCAUGGAACAAGAUGGAAAGACAGUCAGCUCCUCGGAUGUGGAUCUAUUACUGCACCCCGAGCUGUUGUCCCAAGAGUUUUUGCAGCUUAUCUUAAGUGGGAAAAACGUCAGCACCAGAGGCUGUGAUAGUCGGGACCGGCUCACAGAGCUUUACCUCCAGCAUGUCAUCCCGCUGCCGCAGAGGAGUCUACCGGACAGCCGCUGGGGGAGGAGGAUGAAGAAGAGCCGAGGGAGGCAGACCCCAGCCGGGCACAGUUCCAGUAACGACCACGGCAGGAAAAGGCCUCUGAUCGUGUAUGAUGGCUCUUCCUCUGGCCCGCUAAAAGUGAAGAAACCAGAUGGAACCGCCGUGUCACCGGGAAUCACUGACAAGUUAAAACCGCCUCCUGCUGCGAACCUGUCUAACCCUAUCCGCAAGAUAUCAGGAAACAAUGCUUCCUCUUCCUCUUCAUCAUCCAGUCUUAACAGCACUGACACAGCAAAACUCAAACGGGAGGCAAACAGCGCGGAUGAAAUGCAGUCUCCAGAAUCGAAGAAAAAGAUCAACCAUGUGACGUGGCCCUGACCUCUGACCCCUAUUACCACAGACCUGAUGGGAGCUCACACUCUGAAGGACAGACCACUCUCCUCCCAACAAGUGCUGUUGUCCAGUAUCUGUGCUCUCCCCAUCACAGUUAUCCCACUAAUCACAUCACGAAAAGAGUGGAAAUCCUCUUUUCACUAUACGUGUCACAGCUUUCAGUCCUGAGAGCUGACAGGUAGGGGCGGUGCUCUGAAGAUCCUCCUGCUAUUGAUGUCACGAUGUUCCUUGUUGCUUUCCAUAACCUCAAGUGCCCUUACCAUCCGUUAUCAGCAACUCUCAUCCAGUCCCACAAUUGAAGACCUUCUAGAGGACAAAACGAGUAACAUGACUUUUGUUUUCUGAAAUACCUUUCAUGGACAUUAUACUUCUUGAUAUUUUAGUCUCUGUGCAGGUGUUGGUUUUGAUCAGAACGCUUCCAGUACUGCUUUUUUAAUGAUGAUCCAUAGUGCUAUAGAAAUAUUUGCUUGCACCAGUUACUAUUAUGGUUGAGAGAAAGAAACCUGCUAAGCAUGGGAUGCAGCGAUGGUGCCCUUGCAAAAUGAUAGGAGAUGAUUAGAGGAGGGGAUUACCCUUUUGAAUUACAUAGAAAACAGCAGGCUCACAGUCCGGGGAGUUAAUGUUGUUGCAAAGACUACUGGAUUACUUUCCGUAUCCAACUACUAUCGACACAUUUAACAACUUAUGAAGACCAUAAGGGAUCAAGAAAUGUAUUCAAAUAUGUUCUAUUGUAAUUCAUUCAACGCUUCUUAGAUUAUUCAUAGCGCACGGCUCUUCUGCCAACAGCCCAAGAUCUGUUCAUUAUGCUAACAACCGAUAUGCAGAUCAGUGUUUGCCGUCAUCCUCAGCUAGUGCUAGAUAGUAAAAGAGUUGGCAUCUCUGCAUUUAGUUUUACCCGGUCAUUUUGGUUGUUUCACCAUCAACUUUGACACUGCUGCGGAUAGUAACUAUAGAAAACCACCAUUGAUACUAUUUGGUAACUGGGGUGAGCAAACGAUAGCAAAGGCGGUGCUAUCCUUUGCCCAAUAGUUGAAGCUCUUUGUUUGUUGCUGUAAACUGGCCUUUAUUUUGCCUGGAUGGAACUCGGUAGCGGACAGAAAUGGCUUUUAGAGAAACUGUCUAAAUAUAUAAACACAGUCAUUACUCUGUAAAUAUUAAAUUGUGGAAUAAUCAUUUACAUAAUGAUCAUAGGGGAAGGCAAAACAUGUAUCUGUUGCCAUUUUAACUGGAACUGGGAAAAAAUAUAGAUUAUUUUGGACAUUUCAGAAGGUGUGUGUGUGCUUGAACCAGUAGUACAUGUUUUUUUUCUUCUCAGUGAACGCCUUUCCAAAACUGUUUGGCUUUAUAUAAAUCUCAGUGCUGUUUCACAAGUUGUUCAGGGUUUUUAAAUAUGACUGAAAUGUGCUAUUGUACAUAUGUUGCACUUAACAUGGAGGUAAAAUAAUGUUCUUCUUCAUAUGUUCACAUGUUUUAAUAAUUCAACAAAAGAAAUGACUAUGGAUUUAAGCAGCAAUAUUGUCUUUUUGAAGUACAUUUAUUUAGAAUUGUAGAUAGUUGUGGGCUUUACAGCUACUGUCUUCGGGUUUAGGAUGAAUCAAAAACACAGGAACAAGAUUCACAGCAUUUUUAAUCCAUCGUCAAAAAGUGUCAUGUUUGUACUAACAGUUUUUCAAAUAAAUGUCUCAAUACAA